AUGCCAAGAAGUGGUGAUAGGGAAGAUGAUGUUUACGACCAAAAGAUGAUUGCUUCCAUGAAACCAUUUCCACAUCAAUUUGGAUAUGGUUUUUUCCUUCCAUGGUAUAGGACAAUAUUGGAUGUAAAUAUUGAUGCAUUUGAGGAGAAACGUUGGAGGCAUCCUCGCGCAGAUAUAACAGAAUUCUUCAAUUUUGGAUUCAAUGAGGAUAGUUGGAAAGAAUACUGUCACUCCUUGGAGAAAUUGCAGCAACAGUCGUCAAGGCAGGCUAGAAUUCCUUCUCAUUAUUCUUCAAAAUUUGACCAGGCUUAUGAAGCUGAGGCUGGUCAUGAGAGAGUAACUCGAGAAGCUAUGACCGAGGAUGUAGCCAAAGUUGACCCGUCAUUAAAAUUUGCUGAUAGAGGAGAGAUGCUCUUGCAAUUGCCAAAAGGGAGAGCAAUUCAAGUUGAAGACAGCAUCAAUGAACGCCAACCAUCCAUGGAAAUAAGACGUCCACGUUUUCAAGAUUCUGAUGUUAUUAUACAGAUACCUGUGCAGGAUUCCACUGUGGAUUCAUCCAACUCUGCAAAGGAGGAACUAGGUCAUGCUAGCAAGUCUGAUGUGUCAGAAUAUGGGAAAUUGGAUCAGGUUGAUAGAGACGCUUGCUUUUCUGUUAGUGCUAGCAGUUAUGAACUGAAAGGAGAGCAUUAUGCAAGGGUCAUAAAUGUGUCCACAUCUUCUUGGGGGAGGUCGUUGUCAGCAUCUAAUCGAACUCCACUUGAGACUGGUGAUCACAGCAAGGAAAAUGUCUCUGAUAUGAAUGAAAAAUGUCAUCCAAAUAUGGAAGUUUGCAUUUUAGGGGGAACUGCUGAAGCAAUGGAAACGAAAAAUAAGGGAAAUGAAGUGGCUUUCAGAAAUACCCACCGACCAGAUACCUACAUAACCGAAACCGAUCUAUCACGUGACAAUCGAAGUCAUUUUAGCCUCACAUUUUCCUUUUCUGAAAAUGAUUCUGAAGAAAGAUCAGAAGAUAGUGUUCACACUGCUUAUGUUGAAACCCAAAGUCCAUCAAGAAGAAAAUCACUAGGUUCGGGAACUGGAUUACAGAAGUCAGUUGAUCAUAAGGUCACCAGAGGUGAUAGCCAUAAAAUAAAAUCAGAUGAUGGAGAAGAUUUUUCAGUACGUAAAAUUCCCUUGAGAGACGAGCAAAAGAAUGGGAGUUGGAGACAACGGCAUCAUGUGAAAGAGAGGAUCUUGGUCGAAGGUGAUGAUGAGUAUGAUACAUAUAUAUAUAUAUCAUCAGAUGAAGAGGGUGUUUCGAAAAGAUGUCGAAGACAAGGAAAUCCCAUUGAGGAAAAAUGGAAGCAUCACCAUGGUAGGCCUAAUGGUAUUAUCAACCAGAAGAUAUACCCUAAAAACUGCUAUGAAGCUUCUCAUUCAUCAAAUUCAAGGGAACUCUGUUAUAAAGACUACACAUCUGUUUACCAUGGGAUAAAAAACUUUAUGUUAACAGCAGUAAAAGAUAUACUAACAGCCAUCUUUCUGCAUUUGAUGGAAAAGCUUAUCUGCGCUUUAGAAAGGAUUUGGAUCAGUUUGCUAGAAAAAUCUGGAAUGAGGAGUUUUAUCAUGAAAGACAAGCUUACUUAA
Molecule: messenger RNA, 1626 nt
Organism: Hibiscus syriacus
Lineage: Eukaryota; Viridiplantae; Streptophyta; Magnoliopsida; Malvales; Malvaceae
Exons: 8
Coding region: 1-1626 (541 amino acids)
Biological process (GO): mRNA processing
Source: RefSeq, a predicted model, not a curated record